AAUGCAUUAAUAAUCUGUUCCGAUAACAAGAUUAUAAAGAGAUUAUCGUUUGAAACCACUCGAGUUUUUGUCUCCAUAAAAAGAAAACAUGCAACGAAUAGUAUAAAGAUAUCCUGAAAGUGCAGAUUAUAACAAUAAUAAUGGUAAAUAUUAGGCAAAUUUAUCAUUGCCUGCACUACCGCCUUUAAAAAAGUUGAGUAAAAUAGAAUAGACAGUUUCAAUUUAUAAGGGUAAGGCUGGUCGUUUACCAUCUAUAUAAUUUACAGCAAGUGAGUAGUAAUUAUAAAGAAAAAAGUAAAUAUCAGAAAUAGAUGGAGUGAGGAAAUCCAUAACACCAGAAAAAAGAUUAGGAAAGAGAAAUUCUUUGAUAUUUGCAAUGAAAACCAAAGCUGGUUGUUAACCAAAUAAGGCAACAAAAAUAAAUUAAGAUGCGGCAAUAGUUUGUCCAAAAAAUGUAGAAAGGUAAAAGAAAAUAGAAAUAAAUAUAGUGUUGGAUUUAAGUUAUUUGCAGUUUGUGAUGGUCAUGGUUUAAAUGGUCAUUUGGUAUCUAAUUAAAUAAAAUAACAAUUACCUAAACACUUGAGUAGAUUAUUAAAGGACACAGAAUAAAUCGAGAAUCAGAUUUAGAAAGCAUUUACAAUAACGAAUAGAGAAUUAUGGAACUCUGAGAUAGACACUAAUCUUUCAGGUUCAACUACAGUAUCAUUAUUGAUAACUAAGAAUCUUGUAAUUUAAAUAUAAUAAUGAAGAUUUAUUCAGCAAAUGUAGGAGAUUCUAGAGCAAUAAUGUGUAGAUUUAAUGAUGGAUGGAAGGUAGUUCCUUUAAGUAGAGAUCAUAAACCAGAUGAUCCCGAAGAGAAACAAAAGAUUUAAGAUGCAGGAGGAAGAGUAGAAUAAUAAAAAGGUUAAUUAAUUAAUAUAAUGUUUAGAUUUGCAUGGAAAUCCAAUAGGACCAUUUAGAGUUUGGUUAUCUUAUAUUCCGGCACCAGGAUUAGCAAUGACAAGAUCAUUUGGAGAUAAAGUAGGAGCUUAAGCAGGAGUGACUGCAGAACCUGAAAUUAAAUAAUAUUCUAUAACUGAAUAGGAUCAUUUUAUUGUAGUAGCAUCAGAUGGAGUAUGGGAAUAUUUAAGUAAUGAAGAGGUAUAGAUAAAUUCAAUUAGGUAAUGAGUAUUGUUGUUCCAUACUUGGAAAAAGAUAAUCCAGAUUAAGCAGCUGAACGCAUCAUAAUAGAGGCAACUCAGGCAUGGAGAAGAGUAAAUUUUAUAUUAAUCUUUAGAAUAGUUUAGCAAGAGACGACAUUACUUGUAUAGUUAUAUUCUUAUAAAAAUGA
Molecule: messenger RNA, 1330 nt
Organism: Paramecium sonneborni
Lineage: Eukaryota; Ciliophora; Oligohymenophorea; Peniculida; Parameciidae
Source: the annotation of a GenBank genome assembly